Messenger RNA from Aspergillus piperis CBS 112811, 736 nucleotides. Its product is annotated as putative small nuclear ribonucleoprotein (LSM7). The record is from RefSeq and is a predicted model, not a curated record. Gene Ontology annotation, cellular component: spliceosomal tri-snRNP complex; catalytic step 2 spliceosome; U2-type prespliceosome. Gene Ontology annotation, molecular function: RNA binding. NCBI's taxonomy places the organism in Eukaryota, Fungi, Ascomycota, Eurotiomycetes, Eurotiales, Aspergillaceae. Bases 1 to 411 code for a protein of 136 amino acids. Gene Ontology annotation, biological process: mRNA splicing, via spliceosome; nuclear-transcribed mRNA catabolic process. The transcript is spliced from 3 exons.
AUGUCCGAAAGAGGCUCGUUCCGUGGAGGUGGUCGCGGCCGCGGCGGAGGCUAUGACCGGUCUGGCGGUCGUGGCGCCCACAGAGGUGGCGGUGCUGGUGGCGGUGCUCAGCAGCAGCAGCAGCAGGAGAAGCCCAAGAAGGAAAACAUUCUCGAUUUGAACAAGUACAUGGACAAGGAGGUGCGCGUCAAGUUCAAUGGCGGUCGUGAGGUUGUUGGUCUGCUCAAGGGAUACGACCAGCUCAUGAACCUGGUCCUGGACGAUGUCAAGGAAUCCAUGCGCGAUGACGAGGGUAACGAGAACACUCGCUCGCUGGGUCUCGUCGUGGCCCGUGGUACCAUCAUCGUCCUGAUCUCGCCCGCCGACGGCAGCGAGGAGAUUGCCAACCCCUUCGUGCAACCCGAAGAGUAAUCACGUGCUCUGGAGGUCGAUAGGCCGAUAUCAGAGCAACUUGGCGGUUUGUUGGUGCCUGAUGCGGUGUUCCCUUGGAGUGACCAGCCAUGUGCAUGCCCCGCACAAUUGACGACAAUGGUUGCAGCACUCAUCCGCCUCACGUCCUGCUGGAUGUGGUCGAUGGGUCUGCGUCUAUCUCGAUGUUGCCGUCCACCACGGACGGUGGACGGAAUCUUACUAUACACACCCUACGAAGGCAGAUGAUGAAAUGUAUUAUGUGCGCCCUGAGCGUUGACUUGUACCUGCAUGAAGCCAUGCAUAGCACAAUACCAGAAUAUACUAC